AUGAAUCUGAACGGUCAUGGGGUCCGGAUCCUGACGCAGGAGGACUGGAACGUGGUCCUGUACAACGGCAUGGCGGCCACCUCUCCUCUCGCCGCUCUCUACUUCGUGGCUCUGAUGACGUUUGGGAACUACGUGCUCUUCAAUCUGCUGGUGGCCAUUCUGGUGGAGGGAUUCCAAGCUGAGGGAGACGCAAACCGAUCGUAUUCUGACGACGACAACUCCUCCAACUUUGACGAGAGCGAAAAGCACGACUCCAUCAAACUCUCGGGUCAGUUUCCCCGCCCGAGUCCAGUCCAGCCAAUAUUUACUCUAUACACCACUUAUAGUCAGAAGUUUACAUACAUUUACUAA
Molecule: messenger RNA, 351 nt
Organism: Knipowitschia caucasica
Lineage: Eukaryota; Metazoa; Chordata; Actinopteri; Gobiiformes; Gobiidae
Source: the annotation of a GenBank genome assembly